Messenger RNA from Momordica charantia (bitter melon), 1689 nucleotides. RefSeq names its product arabinosyltransferase RRA3. NCBI's taxonomy places the organism in Eukaryota, Viridiplantae, Streptophyta, Magnoliopsida, Cucurbitales, Cucurbitaceae. Gene Ontology annotation, molecular function: glycosyltransferase activity. The record is from RefSeq and is a predicted model, not a curated record. Gene Ontology annotation, biological process: root hair cell development.
CUGCCCUUCUGGGUCGCUCUGAAACUUUCGGUUUGUACCGAACGGGAAGCCAUGAAUGGCCGCAGAGACGGGCCGUUGAUGAGGAACUCCUCGCAAGGAUCCAUUUUCUGCAAAUCGAGGGUCGGGACUGCCAUGUUCAUCGGCGUCUUUCUUGGAUGUGUCUUUGCCUUCUUCUUCCCUGGUGGGAUCUUCGCGUCGAGUUCUCUCUCAAUUCGUGAUUCUCGUGCCGUGAAAUUUAUAUCCAAGGCUGAUUCGAGUUCAUGUGACUCAUCUGAACGAAUUGACAUGUUAAAAUCCGAAUUCAUAUCAGCGUCGGAGAAAAAUGCUCAGCUAGAAAAACAGAUCAGGGAAUUAACUGAAAAGCUGAAGUUGGCUGAGCAAGGCAAAGAUCAUGCACAGAAGCAAGUUCUUGCUUUAGGUAAACAGUUCAAAGCCGGGCCUUUCGGUACCAUAAAAGCUGUAAGAACAAAUCCACCUGUUCUCCCUGAUGAAUCUGUGAAUCCAAGAUUAGCAAAGAUAUUAGAGAAAGUUGCUGUUAAUAGAGAGCUUAUAGUCGCAGUAGCGAAUUCGAAUGUGAAGGCGAUGUUGGAAUUAUGGUUCACUAGCAUCAAGAAAGCAGGCAUACCUAAUUAUCUUGUUGUUGCUUUGGAUGAUGAAAUAGUUCAAUUCUGCAAAUCAAAUGAUGUCCCAGUGUAUAAGAGAGACCCUGAUGAACAAGUUGAUUCAAUUGGAAGGACUGGAGGGAACCAUGCCGUCUCCGGCACAAAAUUCCGCAUCUUGAGGGAGUUUCUGCAGUUAGGAUAUGGUGUUUUACUAUCCGAUGUGGAUAUCGUUUACUUGCAAAAUCCUUUCAAUCAUCUUUAUCGGGAUUCAGAUGUCGAAUCCAUGACUGAUGGUCAUGACAAUGCUACUGCUUAUGGAUACAACGAUGUCUUCGACGAACCUGCAAUGGGUUGGGCUCGAUUCGCGCACACGAUGCGUAUAUGGGUUUAUAACUCCGGCUUCUUCUAUAUUAGACCAACUAUUCCAGCAAUUGAGCUUUUAGAUCGCGUGGCUAAUCGGCUUUCUCACGAGCAGAACUCCUGGGACCAGGCUGUUUUCAAUGAGGAACUGUUUUUCCCUUCGCACUCAAACUACGAGGGGCUUUACGCCUCUAGGAGAACCAUGGAUUUCUAUCUUUUCAUGAAUAGCAAGGUUCUUUUCAAGACAGUAAGGAAGGAUGAUAAUCUGAAAAAGCUGAAGCCCGUCAUCAUCCAUGUGAAUUACCAUCCCGAUAAGUUUCCUCGAAUGAAAGCCGUGGUCGACUUCUAUGUCAACGGGAAGCAGGAUGCACUGAACUCCUUCCCUGAUGGUUCAGAAUGGUAAAUUUUCUUUUCUAUUUAUGCUCUGCAGAUCAUAGGACUUUACUUGGACAAAACAUUGGCUCAAAAAAGUAUCAAAGAUGGAUGGUUUCACAACCUUAAGGUCAGUUGAGGAGCCUGUUCUUUUUCAGAUCACAGUGAUUUAUGUUAUCUUCCAAAUGAUUUUUUGUAAUGCUUUAUUUUAUGAAAGAAGAAAAAUAAAAGGAUUACUCAGCAAAGAGGCCUUCUGGGUUGUAACUUAACUUGUAUCUUUAGGAAGUUUUUCUUAGUCUGGCCACACUCUUAUGCCUUGUACUUUCUCUCGCUUAAUUGAGUUCUUUUGCCCAUA